AGAGUGACAAAUUCACUAAAUCAGAACCUAAUGACAUUCACACCCCAUAAAUGGAACCUCGAAGAAGAUAAAAAAGUUGAAGGAAAGGAAAAGGAGUGAAAGGAAAAGAGGAGCCCUCUCUCUCUUUCUGGCCCAAACUAAUCGAGAAAACGGAAAAGGAACUCUUCUCUGCUUCUAUUUGAAGUCACUGCCUCUUUUUUGGCUUGUAUGGUGAUGAAAAAACCCUUUUUUUGGGUGUUUCUGAUAACGCAUAUGCGGUUUGAUUAAGCUGAGUUUGCUGGUCGUUUGGUGUAGGGAAGUCAACUUGAAGAGUAAAGACGAGAUAUAGCUUCUGGAUUUGUUGUUGUGUUGCUUUCUGUAUUUGGGUUCUUGAAUUUCGAGUUUGAGGGUAUCUGUUUCGGUUCUUGUAGUUCUGAAGUUUGGAGAGAAGUUUCCAGUUAUUCAGAUGAUGUGUCAAAACAAGAGGCCCUUCGUUGGUGAUUUGCUUGAUGCUCCAAGGAUUUCCCUUGUGUUUGAUUUGGGAAAAGGAUUGUGUGACUGGGAUUUCAAGUUAUAGAAUUUGUGGGUCUGAUUAUUCUUGGGUUUGAAAUGAAAUUUAUGCAUCUGACUGAUCUUUAAUUGUGAUGUCAAGGUCCUUGUCCUUAGAGCAAAUCUGAUUUAAAGGAUUCUCUGGACAAGGCAGGUUGGAAGGAAUUUUGAUCAUUGUAAGUUAUGAUCAAGCAAAUACUUGGUAGGCUUCCAAAGAAGCCUUCUAAGUCAUCUGAGAACCGUGAAUUCGUGGGUUCGUCAGCGCCAACUUCAAAUGCAUCCGUCAGUUCAAGUAACAAUGACCUUGCAAGUGAUAAGCCAAUAAACUCAAGGAACGCUUCAAUCCAGGGUCUUGAUCUUGAUACGAUAGGCUACAGUCAUGGAAGUAUGCAUACCCAAUUUACAAGUCUAAAACUGAAUGGCAAUUCAGUUAGUGCUCCGUAUGAAGCAUUGCCAGGAUUCAGGGAUGUUUCCAGCUCUGAGAAGCAUAAUCUAUUUCUUGGAAAACUAAGAUUGUGUUGUGUUUUAUUUGACUUCACUGACCCAACAAAAGAAUUGAAAGAGAAGGAAAUUAAGAGGCAGACGUUGCUUGAGAUUGUCGAUUAUGUUACCACUGCAAAUGGGAAGUUCACAGAACCUGUUGUGCUAGAAGUUGUGAAGAUGUUAUCUGUGAACUUGUUCAGAACACUCGCGCUUCAACCUCAUGAGAGCAAGCUUUCUGGAGCCUUUGAUUUAGAAGAAGAGGAACCAUCGAUGGACCCUGCUUGGCCGCACUUGCAGAUCGUGUAUGAGUUCCUUCUGAGGUUUGUUGCAUCUCCGGAGAUGGAUGCUAAAUUGGCUAAGAGAUAUGUUGAUCACUCUUUUGUUCUUAAAUUGUUGGAUCUCUUUGAUUCUGAGGAUCCCAGAGAGAGGGAAUAUCUGAAAACAAUUCUACAUCGCAUCUAUGGGAAGUUUAUGGUGCAUCGUCCGUAUAUUAGGAAGGCAAUAAACAACAUCUUCUUUCGUUUCAUUUUUGAAACAGAGAAGUUCAAUGGAAUUGCUGAGCUUUUGGAAGUCUUGGGCAGUGUAAUUAGUGGAUUUGCUACUCCACUAAAGGAAGAACACAAGUUGUUCCUUGUUCGUGCACUGGUGCCUCUUCAUAAGCCUAAAUGCUUGCCAAUGUACCAUCAACAAUUAUCAUAUUGCAUCACACAGUUCGUGGAGAAAGACUGCAAGCUUGCAGAUACUAUUAUAAGGGGCUUGUUGAAGUAUUGGCCAAUCACCAAUAGCUCUAAAGAAGUCCUAUUUCUAAGUGAGCUCGAGGAAAUCUUAGAAGCUACUCAGCCGGCAGAAUUUCAAAGAUGUAUGGCACCCCUGUUCCGUCAAAUUGCGCGUUGUUUGAGCAGUUUGCACUUUCAGGUGGCGGAGCGGGCAUUGUACUUGUGGAACAAUGAUCACAUUGAGAACUUGAUCAGACAAAACCGCAAAGUUAUAUUGCCGAUUAUCUUCCCGGCCGUGGAAAAAAAUGGUCGUCACCACUGGAAUCAAUUGGUCCAGAACUUGACACUCAAUGUCCGUAAGAUCUUCUUGGAUGCUGAUCCUGAGCUGUUUGAAGAGUGCUUGCACCAGUUCCAGGAGGAUGAACGAAAAGAGGAGGAAAUCAAAGCAAAGAAUGCUGCCAUGUGGAAGCGCUUAGAAGAGAUUGCUGCAACAAAAACCUUCUAGUAUCGUUCCCUGAAUUAUACCCACCCCCAACAUCUCCAAUAUUGUGCUGUAGGAAUUCAAGAGUUUCAGUUCUAUUGAUAGGCGCGGGUUGACAAGAUAGCAAUGGUACUAUCCAAGAAGUCGAGAUGCAUACAGAUUAUUAUCCAAGUUCCACUUCAUCUUGCAUUCCUAUUUUCCGCGCUAUUGUGAACCGCACCUCCAAGGGUACCAUACAGCUUCCAUGAAGUCCAACGUUUCUCCCUUGCACGGCUAUGACAUCUGGAGUACGCUGCAUUCACAUUUUCAGCACAAGAUGGUAACUUUGGCAUUUUUAUGUCUGGUCUUUGAAGAGUUUAGGGUAAGUAGCUACGGAUCACCGGUUUAUGUACACUAAUAUUUUCAGAGUCAAGUUUGUGCCUACUUAGUGAAGCGAUAUUUGUUGUGUAUGUAUCAUAUAGUUUGAUGUGAAUUUUAAGAGUGUUAUGUUUGGCUGGGUUUAUUGGUUUAGAAGAUCAUAAUAUUGUUCAGUGUCAA
Messenger RNA from Tripterygium wilfordii, 2745 nucleotides. Its product is annotated as serine/threonine protein phosphatase 2A 57 kDa regulatory subunit B' theta isoform-like. The record is from RefSeq and is a predicted model, not a curated record. NCBI's taxonomy places the organism in Eukaryota, Viridiplantae, Streptophyta, Magnoliopsida, Celastrales, Celastraceae. Gene Ontology annotation, biological process: signal transduction. The transcript has 3 exons. Bases 712 to 2232 code for a protein of 506 amino acids. Gene Ontology annotation, molecular function: protein phosphatase regulator activity. Gene Ontology annotation, cellular component: protein phosphatase type 2A complex.